CAUGCUCUAGAAUGCCAUAAGCGCCGGGUAUUGCAGUGUAUAAUAAUUUAUCAAAUUUAACCGUUACGAAAGUGGUUUAAAGUGAGUUUGUUAUUCUAGUGCCCGAGGUACAUAUAAUACCAUGGAUUCGUCUAUAGAGGAUUCGUUCGUGGAUGACGAACUUUUCGUAGGGCCCGCAACUACAGAGUACACAAAAAAAUUGUUACUUUCCAAGCCCGACCUAUCAGGCAUCUCUCGAAGAAAGACGUUUUCAGGAAAGCCAACCCCAGCUGAUGACUUAACAGAUGAGUAUUUGACCCCUGACAGCACCAUCUCCACAUCAAAUGCUAAUUUUCUAGAUAAAAUGAGAGCUAUGCUUGAUGAACCAUCUUCAUCAAAUACUUCUUACCGGACGGCAUAUGACAGAACUGUAAAUGAUGAUUCAGUAGUGAAUCGCCGAAGUUCUUUACCAAAAAUAUCCGAUGCAACUUUAAUUAAUGAAAUGGAAACAUUAUCACUGUUGACUGUUCAUAAACAAUUAGAUGAUAUUGUGAUAUCUGAUAAUGAAAUUGAUGAUGACUUCCUCAGAUAUCAGGGAACACAAAUUAAAUAUGAAAACAUCUCAGCAGUUGAUAUUGAACCAGAGGAUGAUGAUACAAAUAACACUUCAGAAUAUAAAGAAAAUCAGAAUCAAGAUGAUGGCAUUGAAAGUGCAUACUCUCUAGAAUCUAGUUAUGAUUCUUAUAAAGAUAAAAAUGAUUACCAGGAAUAUGAAAGAAGUUAUAAUGUGCCUGAUAUUAGCAUUGCAUCAACUCCCAACACUUCUCAAUGUUCCAUGAAACCUACGAAUUUAAUUGACAUCAGUUGUUCAACAAAUUCAAGUUGCGACUCAUUUAAAGAACCUAAGGUGAUCCCAUCAGCAAUUCCACGUAAACGAGGAUUGUUAAAAGCACCGCAUGCACCAGUGAGGGAAGUACUCAAAGUGAAAAAUACAUACGGCACACCAACCAAUCAAGGAUUCCGAAAGCCUACACCCACGAAAUCAGCGGAUAAAUUCAAGCAUGUGCAAAGCCCUGUCAGGUUCUACAUCAAGCACUCAGCGACGGCGCCGAUUUGCAGGAAUGUCCAUACAACUAAGCUCCCUACCAUCUUACCAGAGUAUUUCUUUGAGGACGUGCCAGAUCUCAGUAAUCGAUGGGAGUUUACCAUCCCUGAAAUUAUUUAUAAGCCGUCCGCGGUGCAGUAUCAAUCGAGGGAGAAGGAAAUUCAUCUCCCGCAGAACAUUAAAGCGCUCAUGCCGACCGUCGCCGAUAUGUACAUGACAAAGCAUGAGACUCGCAUCAAGGGCAUCGAGGAAUCGCAGGAGAGCAUUAGGAGGAAAUUAGAUGAAGACAUGGACCUCACUAUGAUGCCUGCAUCUUCCACUGCAGAGCAGGACAUUUCAAUAAUCCAAGUCAAACCCUAUUUUUAAUUGAUACAUCAUGAGCAACAAUGUUUUUUUUUAUUUAUACAUAUUUUUAUUCAGAACAAUUAAAUUUUCAUUCAUGUAGUCUUUAAUGUGAA
Molecule: messenger RNA, 1542 nt
Organism: Dalotia coriaria
Lineage: Eukaryota; Metazoa; Arthropoda; Insecta; Coleoptera; Staphylinidae
Exons: 2
Coding region: 122-1450 (442 amino acids)
Source: RefSeq, a predicted model, not a curated record